Messenger RNA from Pectinophora gossypiella (pink bollworm), 2256 nucleotides. RefSeq names its product protein FRG1 homolog (gene FRG1). Gene Ontology annotation, molecular function: actin filament binding. Gene Ontology annotation, cellular component: nucleolus; catalytic step 2 spliceosome; striated muscle dense body. Lineage: Eukaryota; Metazoa; Arthropoda; Insecta; Lepidoptera; Gelechiidae. The record is from RefSeq and is a predicted model, not a curated record. The transcript is spliced from 4 exons. Bases 224 to 1000 code for a protein of 258 amino acids.
UAUAGUUUAUUUUCUGUUGCGAGGCGUGGACGUGAAAUUAUUUUUCUCGUAUUUUAGUGAAAUUAAGUGGGUUUCUAAGUGUUUUAUUGGAAUACACUUGCAUAACCACAUGAUAUACUAUUUCGUAUACAAUAACUUUAACAAAAAUUGCUUUUAGAGCAAGUAAUUUUAACAUAGGCCGCACCUUGUUUUAACAAGUAUUUUUCGUGUAAAAACGUAAAUUAUGGCUGAUGAGUACUCUGCUGUGAAACGAGGGAAGCUUGUCCUGAAAGGGGAGAAGCCCAAAGCAAAGAAACGCAAGCAUAAGAGGAAGGAUAAAUCUGAAGACAACAAAGUUGACGAAGAUGCACUCAAACAUGGCGGUUGGUGGAAAGUGGAACGUAUCGAAGAUAUAACGGGCUCCAUAUCUAUAGAAUUCGGCAACAACUCUUAUAUAUCUGCUUUGGAUAAUGGAUUAUUCACAAUUGGAGCUCCACAUGAUGAUGGGGAAGGACCAUCCCCAGAGGAGAUUUUCACAGCUUUUCCAGCGGGAGAAACUAAGUUUGCCUUAAAGUCAGGGUAUGGGAAAUACUUGGGUGUGUCUAAAGAAGGUACGGUGAUGGGACGAUCCGAUGCAGUUGGGCCUAUGGAACAAUGGGAACCUGUUUGGCAGGAUGGUAAGACAGCCAUUCUGAGUUCCCUAAGCAAGUUCAUGUCGGUGAACCCAGAAGAUGACUCUGUAGUUGCUCAGAAUGUGACCGCUGGUGAACAGGAAGUGUGCAACAUCCGGAGUAACCGCAGCAAGGAGGUGAAACAGAGCAAUGUGCCUGAAGAGGAGGAGGGAGACCUGGCUGAAGUUGAAGUUAAUUAUGUAAAGAAAUUCCAAAAGUUCCAAGACAAGAAGUUACGAGUGAACGAGAGUGGGGUCACUGAACUGAAACGGGCCAAACUUGAGGGUAACUUACACGAGACACUGCUCGACCGACGAAGCAAGAUGAAAGCGGACCGAUACUGCAAAUAGUAUAAGAUACGGUGCAAGAUGAUUGUGAUCAAAGACUAUUAUAGUGUUAAGUUCUUGAAGAAGAAUCAGUGAAGUGUAUGCCUUAGAAGAACCUAGGAGAAUUAUCAAUGCCUGAUAGAUAGUCAAAAAUUGAUUUAUUUUUUAAGUUCCGUCUACAAAUCUACCCGCUGGCUAUCCACCGAUUACUGUCAUCUAACCGUUAUUUCUAUUUUUAUUUGUAUAUUCGUCGGAAUCUUGACGUUGUGUCGGUAAAAUCGUUUCAUAAGGAUUGAGGCGGACACAAAACCUACAAUUUUUGUUGGACAGCUCUUAAAUUACUGCUAUCCUUCACUUACAAUAAGUACAAGAAAGAGAUAGAGCUAGCUUUAGUUCUCUUAAAUUAAGUAGGUGGUUGCCCGAAUCCGCACCAUUACAACGCGUUGAAUGCCUGAAUAACACGAGAAGCGAAUACGUAUAUAUGUAUAUGUGUUUACUGGGCAAUAACCUCUCAAUCAACAGAAGGAGGUAUGCAGCAUAGGGUGGUAAUAAUAAAAGAAUCUCAGCUGAGACUGCCCUCAAGAUCGUGCUCAAGUCUCUGUUUUUAUAUGAGAACUGUCACAUUGACAUGAUCUUGAGGGCAGUCUCGAAGCUGAGAUUAGUUUAUUAAUACCACCCUUAGUCCCGGAAAAAAAUACUAUAGCCAAUGUGAGGCGGCGGAAAGCCGGCGCAGGCUAUACUGAGCAAACCAAAUGCCGAUUGCGUGUUGCAGUACGUUGUCGGAACAAAUGCGAUCUCGUGCUCUCAGAUGUGUUUCAACCCUAACCAAAAUUGGCUACUUGACAGUUAUAACAAUAAAAUAUAAAAAAUGGCGGAUAUGGUAGUUCUGUGUAUUACACGACCCGAAACACGGGCGGCCAUGAUUGAGCUUCGUGUGACGUCACAUUUCACAAAAUAAAAACUAUGUCAGGUCUCAACUUCUCAAGUAAAACUGUUUGACAGUUUCUUUGUUUGUUGAACUGUGACGUCACUGGGCAAAAUGUCACGCGAUCAACCGUUUUCGCGCGAAAUUUUAAAUAAUAACAUAACAUAAACUGCCUAUAUACGUCCCACUGCUGGGCACAGGCCUCCCCUCAAUCAACCGGAGGGGGUAUGGAGCAUACUCCACCACGCUGCUCCACUGCGGGUUGGUGGAGGUGUUUUUACGGCUAAUAGCCGGGACCAACGGCUUAACGUGCCUUCCGAAGCACGGAAUCAUCUUACUUUUUCGGACAAUCAGG